ACAUUGACGUUAGUGGAAACAACAAUAUUGAAAGCGUAAAACGAAAAAGAUUAUAAUUUGUUUGAUUAUAACUAAAUAAAUUCGAUAUAAAAAUGCAAGAAGAUUUAGAAGUUACCGGAGUCUCCCGCAGUGGUAGAGUUAGGAAGAAGAGUUCAAAGCUGAUGGACUUUGAGUCUCCUGAUGAUAUCGAGACAAGAUUUCGUCGCCAGACUCCAGUAAAGACUUAUUCAACUGCCAAACAUGAUGAACCAAUGGAAUAUCAGGAACAGACACCUCAACGGCCUGUCGAUGAAGCGGGAACUGCUUCUGGCAGUGAAUCAGAUUAUUACGAAAAUAACGCGGAUAAUGGUGAAAGCAUGGAAUCAGACAGCUCCGUCUCGGACGAAGGCUCAGCUCGAACACCAGCUAAUUCCUUAUAUAUGAUGGAGAAGAGCAAAAAGAAGGUUAUAGUCAAAGACGGCAGAGUAGUCGGACGGGCUAAAGCUCAGAGGAAGGAUAAAGGUGCACUUGAUCUCUUAUUACAGCUUUUUUUCAACACCAGAUGCGUAAAAAGGUGUGUUGUGAUGCUAAUAAUGAUUCCAGGUGUACGUCCCCCUCCUAACCAAGGCCCCGGUAGGCCCUCGAGUGGCCGGGCCCCUCCGAGAGCCGCGCCCACCACACCACCACACCAAGCACUUGUGCCAGUGAGUGGAUCGAGCAGUGCUAAUGCAGGAGUAUACCGUAUGUCUGGAUGUGGGGCAGCGGAAGUGGCUGCCCAUCUCCGCUUGUUGGGAGAGAGCCUGGCUAUCAUAGGAGAACGGCUCAAAGAACAUGAGGGCCAGAUCGCCGUGUCGGGCUCCGUGUCGGUGCUGCUGGACACGCUGCUGUGCUCGCUGGCGCCGCUGCUGGCCGUGGCGCGCGCCGUGCCCGCCAUCGCGCCGCCGCCGGCGCUCAUGCGGGACACCCUGCACAACAUCGCCUACAUCAUGCCGGGCCUCUAGACCCCCCGCCGGGCCUCUAGACCCCCC
This is a messenger RNA of Melitaea cinxia (Glanville fritillary), 1007 nucleotides long. RefSeq lists its product as uncharacterized. The transcript has 6 exons. The record is from RefSeq and is a predicted model, not a curated record. Lineage: Eukaryota; Metazoa; Arthropoda; Insecta; Lepidoptera; Nymphalidae. Bases 93 to 980 code for a protein of 295 amino acids.